AUGACCUGGCAAUAUCUGGGACUUUUGUUUCCAAAGGAUCCCAAUGAAGAUACAGAAUGGAAUGACAUAUUAAGAGAUUUUGGGAUCCUGCCUCCAAAAGAAGAGGUGAAGGAUGAAAUUGAAGAAAUGGUUUUACGUUUACAGAAAGAAGCAGAAGUGAAACCUUAUGAAAGAAUGAAUCUGAAACAACUCAAAGAGGCUGAAGAUGAUUUUGAUGAGGAAGAUUUAAAAGCUGUUGAAGUGUACAGGAAACAACGUUUGGAAGAACUAAAAACUCUACAAAAGAGGCAAAAAUUUGGAGAACUGAAAGAAAUUUCUGGGGAUCAAUAUGUGAAAGAAGUCACAAAUGCGCCAAAAGAUGUGUGGGUUGUCAUCCAUCUGUAUAACUCAAGCAUUCCAAUAUGUGCACUGGUUAACAGACACCUCAGCCUACUGGCCACAAAAUUUCCAGAAACCAAGUUUGUGAAAGCUGUUGCCAAGAGCUGUAUUGAAAAUUAUCAUGAUAGGUGCUUACCUACAAUAUUUGUCUAUAAGGAUGGUAAAAUUGAAGGCAAGUUAAUUGGAGUUAUGGAGUGUGGAGGAACAUCACUUACAGUAGAAGGCCUCGAAUGGAAGCUGGCAGAAUUUGGUGCUAUAAAAACGGAUUUAGAAGAAAACCCCAGAAAAGGUGUUAUGGACAUGAUGAUGUCUUCGCUUAGAAAGGCUUCCAUAGAUGACAAUUAG
Messenger RNA from Candoia aspera, 723 nucleotides. It is a transcript of the gene PDCL2, whose product is annotated as phosducin like 2. Gene Ontology annotation, cellular component: cytoplasm. The transcript has 5 exons. The record is from RefSeq and is a predicted model, not a curated record. Gene Ontology annotation, biological process: protein folding; angiogenesis; positive regulation of gene expression. Gene Ontology annotation, molecular function: protein folding chaperone; vascular endothelial growth factor receptor 2 binding. NCBI's taxonomy places the organism in Eukaryota, Metazoa, Chordata, Lepidosauria, Squamata, Candoiidae. The coding region runs from base 1 to 723 and encodes 240 amino acids.